CAAGUGGAAAAUCGCCAUGACUAUUUUACCCACUACAGAUAAAUAAAUAAAAAUAUAAAAAAUAAAAAAUCAGUCCAGUCCAGUUGUCAAUCUAUAUUUGGAUGUUAAUAAAUUCCGGCCAAAAUGGCGCCUAUACAUCUGAUUAUAACAGCCACGAAAGUCGCCGGAGUUUUGGCGACAAUAACCGUCGCUGCCAACGCCGUGUCUUUCAAUCGUUACCGGAAAACAAACCUCGCUCCCUUUGAGUCUCCCAUCGACGAAACUUCCGAUACUCUCGCCGUUUUUAACGUCAAUUGCUCCGAUUCCGAUGAUGAAGAGGAAGAAGAUUUCUUUUUCGGGUUGGCGACAGCACCAGCUCAUGUUGAAGACGGGCUCAAUGAUGCUUGGCUUAAGUUUGCACAAGAUGAGAAUAUUAACAAACAAGAUCCAGCGCAGCAGAAGGAAACAGCAGAUGCGAUUAUGGGUUCUGCAACUGGUGAUGGUGGAUCUCAACAAGCUGCUAGACCUUUAAAGAGGAAGAAGUCCCUUAACGUAUCAAUGGAAGCAAAAAUUAGAGGGAUCGUGAAGUAUAUUGAAGAGGAUGAAUCCACGUUGAGUGAAGAUGUGCAGCAUAAUGUAGCUGCAUGGCACAAUGUUCCAAACCCGGAGGAGAGGUUAAGGUUUUGGUCGGAUCCUGAUACAGAACUGAAGUUGGCUCGAGAUACUGGUAUUAAGGUCUUUCGAAUGGGGAUUGAUUGGACAAGGAUCAUGCCUAAGGAGCCGGUCAAUGGCCUUAAAGAAUCAAUUAAUUAUGCAGCACUAGAGCGAUACAGGUGGAUUAUCGGUAGAGUUCAAUCUUAUGGGAUGAAGGUUAUGCUGACUUUGUUCCACCACUCACUGCCACCAUGGGCUGGGGAUUAUGGAGGAUGGAAGUCAGAGAAAACUGUAGACUAUUUUAUGGACUUUACUAGGGUUGUGGUUGACAAUGUAUUUGAGCUUGUUGACUACUGGGUCACAUUUAACGAGCCUCAUGUCUUCUGUAUGCUCACUUACUGUUCUGGUACUUGGCCUGGUGGUCAUCCUAACAUGUUAGAGGCUGCUACUUCUACUCUACCUACUGGUGUCUUUAAUCAGACUAUGCAUUGGAUUGCUGUUGCUCACAACAAGGCUUAUGACUACAUCCAUGAACAAAGUGUAUUAUUAAGCCCAGUAGUGGGAGUUGCACACCAUGUCUCUUUCAUGCGUCCAUAUGGCCUCUUUGACAUUGCUGGUGUUUCAAUAGCCAACUCUUUGAGUCUCUUCCCUUUUUUGGACGAUAUAUCUGAUAAAAUGGACUUUAUAGGAAUAAAUUACUAUGGCCAGGAAGUGGUCUGUGGUGCUGGACUAAAGUUAGUUGAGACCGACGAAUAUAGUGAAUCAGGGCGUGGGGUAUAUCCAGACGGCUUGUUUCGAUCUCUGUUACAUUACCAUGAAAGAUACAAACAUCUUAAAGUUCCUUUUAUCAUCACUGAAAACGGUAUUUCUGACGAGACAGAUUUGAUAAGGAGACCAUACAUUUUAGAGCAUUUACUUGCUAUUUAUGGAGCCAUGAUGAUGGGUGUUCGAGUGCUUGGGUACCUGUUUUGGACCACUUCCGACAACUGGGAGUGGGCCGAUGGUUAUGGUCCAAAGUUUGGGCUUGUCGCAGUCGAUCGUUUAAAUGAUCUUGCACGAGUCCCACGUCCCUCAUACCAUCUGUUCUCCAAGGUGGUAACUUCUGGUAAAAUUACUCGCCAAGACCGAGACAAAGCAUGGUACGAACUUCAGAAAGCUGCUCGAGAGAAGAAAACAAGACCAUUUUACCGUACAGUAAACAAAUAUGGGUUAAUGUAUGCAGGAGGUCUCGACGAACCAAUAUGGCGACCAUAUAUUGAACGGGAUUGGCGUUUUGGACACUAUGAAAUGGAAGGACUACAAGACCCAUUUAGCCGAUUUUUUAGAUUCAUCACUCGACUGCUACCCUUUAGAAGAAAGAAACCUGAAGAUCAAGAGGACUAUGAGCUUGUGGUUCAACCAAUCUAGUUUCACAUUUAACCAAGCAGGUUGUCUGAUACAGCCAUAUUUUUGAACCAAUGGUUGUAUAUCACCUCUCUUUCUCCAAUUGCUAGAGAUGUAAUAAAAUCUGAGAAAAGAUGUAAAUGGUUCGAAAUUCUUUGUAUGCUCUAUCUCAACCGAUAUGUAUGUAGCUUUGUGCAAGCCAAAGUUGUUCGGGACACUUUUAGUGGUUACAAUAUUAACCCGUUUAUGUCAAAAUGGGCAUAUAUGGGUGGAGAUAGAGAUGUAAUACAGCUGAGAAAAGACGAAAAUGGUUGUAUAUCACCCUUUUUUUUCUUCUUUUUUUUUUCCCCCAAUUGCUAGAGAUGUAAUAACAGUCGAGAAAAGAUGAUAGUUACAUACAUUGGAACUUGAGCCUAAAAAGCAUUUGACAUCA
This is a messenger RNA of Erigeron canadensis, 2449 nucleotides long. Its product is annotated as beta-glucosidase-like SFR2, chloroplastic. Lineage: Eukaryota; Viridiplantae; Streptophyta; Magnoliopsida; Asterales; Asteraceae. The record is from RefSeq and is a predicted model, not a curated record. Gene Ontology annotation, molecular function: beta-glucosidase activity. Gene Ontology annotation, biological process: carbohydrate metabolic process. The coding region runs from base 124 to 2040 and encodes 638 amino acids. The transcript is spliced from 10 exons.